CAGGAACAUCCAAAGGUCUUUUUCUUCGUUCCGUCGUUUUCGUCUUCAAGUCUCAAGACGCUGAUCUCCAUUCAUUUUUGAUCGUCGUUCGUUUUGAAUUUUCUUGGCCUGUUUUCUAGCUCAGGCCUCUCCAUCAAGGCAAUUGUCUUAUAUCAUAAUUAGGCUCUCUUUAAAUUCUUGCUGUUGGCGUCAGCAAGAGACCCAUAAUGGUUUCAAUGCGCUGCAGAUAUCGCCACAGCUUACUCAUAUCAUGUCUAACUUUCGCCACUCUCGCAAGCACACUGCUACAAGGAGCUAUGGCACAGACCUCGUACUCGAUGGCUACUCAUCAACUUCAACAUCUCCAAGAUCCCAAUGUCGUUGUCACAAACACAAACGGGACCGUCGUGGUUUACAGCCCACUCACCGGGAAUGAGAUUCCUCAAGGACUCGCAACAGAUGGCAGCGGUAGUGGAUUCUCACUGCCGGCUAUCUUGUGGAUUACAUUCUCAUUCACGGUUGGCGUUCCACUUAUGUUGGCCGGAUUUCGUGGCUGGCGUCUCACCACCGGUGCGGCCAUAGGCCUAUCUGUGGCUGUAACAUCAUGGUCUGUUUUUGUUAAUACAUUAGACAAUGUUGGUAUUUCCGACAUUACCUUGACAGCUCUAGUUCUUGUACUAUUUUGUUUGGGUUUCAUCUUUGGGCUCUUAGAAGUGGGUCGUAUGGUAGGGCUCCUCCAGCUAGGCAUACAGGGUGGUCUCGCCAUCGGGAUACGGAUAGUAUUGCUACGUAGCCUUCUAUUGGUACCCGAGCCUGCUGCGUUCUUCGUCAAUUGGCUACUCAUAGCAUUUUGCGGUUUCGCAAGUGCAGUACUCGUCAUUUGGAAACAGCGAGCUGGACUGCUUCUAGGAUCGGCGUCUGUUGGUACUUUCUUAUGCGUUCUAGGGACCGACUUGGCUGUUAAUAAGCAAUCUGGCAUGAGUCGGGGCCUCAGAUAUUUGAUUGACAGAAACAGUUAUCACGUCGUGGACACUACAAGUAAUGGAUACUUUCCGCCCACGAGUACAUUGAUUAUGAUAGCACUCUCCAUUGCAUUGACACCUGCAUUCGCAUACGCCCAACAUAAGUUGUUUAAGGGUCCUUUCUGCCCAGCUCACGAUGACGAUAUCGAGUCCCUUCACGCACCAAACGAGCUUUCAGCUGAUGAAGAACUUAAAGCAUCAGGCGAGGAGACACCGCGAACUAGUCCACCAAAUACGUCGCCUGUGUCGACUUUGUCACAGUCGAUGCCUUUGCUGAAAGAUCGUUGCCCGACGCCUGCUACCACGGAGAAAGUACGAACGGCCGAAGGUAAGGCGUUCGUGAACGACAGUUAACGUUCAUUAUAGCACACAUUCUUGGGUCUUCAAGUUACACUUCAAUGAUUACCUAAAUACCUUAGUAGUCGCAUUUCAUUCCACUGCAUUUCUUGUCGCUCUCCAUUAGAUACCUUGGCACACGCGGAACUAAAAUACACUCUCAUUUGUUUCAAAGAACCUGCCAUUUCACUCAUCUGAGUGACUGAGUCGGCAGUUCCGAGUCCGAGUCGUUUGGUCGUUUCAACUUGUUUGUCGACUUGAGCUGAUAUUG
Molecule: messenger RNA, 1608 nt
Organism: Suillus bovinus
Lineage: Eukaryota; Fungi; Basidiomycota; Agaricomycetes; Boletales; Suillaceae
Exons: 5
Coding region: 207-1355 (382 amino acids)
Source: RefSeq, a predicted model, not a curated record